UUACUUCUGACGCUUCAAACCCUCAGGGAGUUGGCUCAAGAUUGCUUGUCUUUGAUAAGGUCCUCAAAAUCGUAGCAGCAACUUCGCGAUCGGGGAAAAGACUAGUAAAAAAGGCAGCGAAAUAAAAACCAAGCGAGGGAAGCAACACGCCAAGCAGCAUUAAUUGUACAUUCAGCACCGAGUGGGUAAAACAUAAGCUGAUUCUCAAGCGCUGUGUGUUUUUUUUAUUCGGGGGACGCAGAAAGCUGCAGUUGUUUUUAUGCAUCUGCCAGGACCAGGCGGUCGGUUGGUCCCUUUGAAGUGAACUGCUCCAGCCUCGCGGUUCAGUUGGUGUUGGAGUCAGCUACAGGAGGGACCUCCGCGCGGCAUGGCUGCCUGAAAGCACAGGGAGGAGAAAAAGAGGAGGGGGAGAAAGACAGAAAAAAAAGAAAGCGAUACACAUAUAUUUUUUCCUUUCAACGCAUUUUUUUCUUCACUCAAACCCGAACGGACUGUAUGUGGAUACGUCUCGGAGAGCAGUAAUGUGGAUUACACGCGCGUUUUGUGGAUAAAAAAAGAGUUCAAUUCGAAGAGCUAACUCGUGGAUCGAUGAGAGAAGACGUGCAGCCGGAGAGAAGCCCCCCCCCUCCCACCCCCCCUGCUGACAUAAGAGAGUGAGUGAGGAGAUUACAGUAAAGCUGAAGAGGAGGGGGAACAGCACACGGGGCUCUUCUCUCCUGCAGCCUGCAACAGCCAUGAGCCGGGUGCUUGUGGACCACAUCGCCAAUAGUUUCCGAGAAGAUGCUCCCCGACCCCCGGUGCCCGGGGAGGAGGGCGACGCGCCCUGCUGCCCCGGCAAACCCGCAGUGAUGAAGCCCCUGGAAUCCCCCAAAUCGCCUCUGCUGGGCUCUCCGGUGUCCUCGGCGAGGAGGAACGAGGAUGGUCUUGGGGAGCCAGAGGGGAGUGCAUCCCCGGAUUCGCCGCUCUCCCGGUGGACUAAGUCUUUGCAUACUCUCCUUGGAGAUCAGGACGGUGCUCUUCUUUUUCGAACAUUCCUGGAGCGGGAGAAGUGUGUGGACACUUUGGACUUUUGGUUCGCCUGCAACGGCUUUCGGCAAAUGGACCUCAAGGAUACCAAAACUCAGAGAGUUGCCAAAGCCAUCUACAAGCGCUACAUUGAGAACGACAGCAUAGUGGCCAAACUCCUGAAGCCUGCCACUAAAACGUUCAUCCGGGACACGGUCAAGAAGCAGCACAUCGACUCCGCUAUGUUCGACCAGGCGCAGACAGAGAUCCAAACCAACAUGGAGGAGAACGCAUACCAGAUGUUUCUGACCUCUGACAUUUAUCUGGACUAUGUGAGGACUGGGGGAGAGAACCCGGGCUACCCCAGCCUGAAAGUUGUCUGUGGAUACCUGCCCACGCUCAACGAAGAGGAGGAGUGGAGUUGUGAUUUCAAAGCCAAAGCUCUGGCUGGACUGUCAGCUAAAGGACCACGGGGCUCCACGCCCAUGAGCGCCGUGGACGUGAUGGAGAGGGGAUACAGAUCCUGCAAGAGGGGAGACUCAUGCAACCCCUGCCACGUGGGCUCCUUUGCACCUGUCAGCAGCACCAAUGACAGCGAGGUUUCCAGUGAUGCCUUGACUGACGAUGCCAUGUCGGUGACUGACAGCAGUGUAGACGGCAUCCCUCCAUACAAGCUGGGGACCAAGAAGCAGCUGCAGAAGGAGAUGCAGCGCAACAUGAGGAUGAACAGCCAAGUUUCACUGCCUGCUUUCCCUCGCACCCAAUGUCCCCCCAAGGCGAUGAUCCCCAUGAAGCCAGCAGAGUUUGCGGCUCUGCUCAUUUCUCGGCUGGAAAGUCUGAAGGAGCAGGAAAAUGGGAGCUCUCCAAAACAAAGGCUGCAGCAGAUUCAGGAGGAGGAGGAAAGAGAAGAAACGGAGAUUGAUGGAAGCGCUCCUCAGCUGUCCCCGCAUCCUUUGACCCUCCUCUCCGGCUCCUCUGAGGAAGAUCCCCAGGCAAUCCUAGACGAACAUCUUUCCCGAGUCCUGAAGACCCCCGGUUGUCAGUCCCCUACCAUGAUACGACACUCGCCCUGCUCCAGCUCCCCGGAGCACCGGGCCUUCAGCUGUGGAGGCUUUGGAGUCAAGGCUGUGCUGAGGGCUGGGCCCUCCACUCCGUCUGUCUUGAGCCCUGACCAAGGAGGGUUCGCUCUGGCCAUGGGACCCAACAGGACCCUCAUCAGCAAGCAGAGCACCAAGCACAUCCACCACCACUACAUCCACCAUCACAGCGGUCCCAAGUCGAAAGAGCAGAUAGAGAGGGAGGCGGCCCUGCGGGUGCAAGGCGUGUGCUCCAGCAGUGGAGAGCCACGAGCUGCUUAUCCACGCAGUCGCAGCCUGGGCAGGGAGAUGUGUGGGGCCCCCUCAACAGACAGCAGCGUGGGGCGUUCAAGCUCACUUUCGAGACACGUGUGUCGCUCAAGUGGGGAGGACAGUGUCGCAGAGCGAUGUUCGAAUAACUUUGGACCCUUACUCCCCAGCGACACCACAGACCCCACGCAGAACGUGCUGCAGUGGAUACUCGAAAGUAAAAGACAGAGCAGGCACAAGACUCACAGUGCCCAAAGCACCAAAAAGACCUUCGGGGGCCCGUCAGCUCAGACGCACACAUGGGGUGGAGGUGGAAGCUGUGCUCACCUAAGGAACCACCAGCCAGCUCAGCCCUUCAUCCAGGACCCCGCCAUGCCUCCCCUGCCCCCUCCCAACACUCUGGCCCAGCUAGAGGAGGCCUGCCGCAGGUUGGAGGAGGUGUCUACCAAACCGUCUAAGCAAAGGCAUUUACUGUCUGGGAUCCAGAGAGACAAGAGCCACCAAGUGUCUGUCCAGGGUGGGGGCCCCGUCCCUCUGUUUGUAGCCAGCCCCAACCUGGUUGUCCUCAACUCCAGUGGCUUCAGUCUCCAGUCAGAAGAGUGUAAAAAGGGCUUAGGAAACCCUGCCAGGAGCAGCGGGGGGGAGACGGUGGUGACGUAUUUCUUCUGUGGUGAGGAGAUUCCUUACAGAAGAACCAUGAAGAGCCACAGUCUCACCUUGGGUCACUUUAAGGAGCAGCUUCGGAAAAGGGGCAGCUACCGGUACUACUUCAAAAAGGCCAGCGACGAAUUUGAAUGCGGCGCUGUGUUUGAGGAGGUGUCGGACGAUAGCUCCCUGCUGCCCACGUACGAGGGCAAGAUCCUGGGAAAGGUGGAGAGGAUGGAGUGACUCCACACCAGCGGAGCCCGGGGGCACGACUAAGCGACUAAAGCGGAAGUUAUGGACUGUUGAGCUGACAGCCACUUUAAAGUGAAGAAAAUCGGAACCGUGGUGCCGGACUCGAACCUCCCCGGUAUUCAGUCGGGACUCUAGGUGAAUGACCACUUCGGGAAGAAGCAGAGCUGUGGGUUGAAAUGUAGACUGACCUGACCCCUGCCUGCUUCUGACCGCCGACACGGGCUAGCACAUCAGUAGUAUGUAUAUGCAGACAUACAUGUAGAUUUCAUUUUAUUGUUAUUCCUAUAAUGCUCUGUAAAGAUUUCUAUUGCUAUUUAUUGGAAAUAUCCCACAUCCUAAUAUCCUUCCAUGGACAAGCUGCUUGGAGAAACUUUUCACUUAUGUUGGAUCCCUCCCCCUAAACGAUGAGCUGUCUUAAACACCUAAAAUGACCCAUUUACUACUGCAGUUCUAGUUAUGGAGAUGUUCCCAUACGAUCUAUGAAGAAAACUACAAAUGUUCUAAAUGUUUCUUUUUUUCUUUUUUCUUUUUUGGUCCAGCUAGCCUUGAUCUGUUGCGUCUCAGUGCCUUUGUUUUGCGCAGGCAUCGCACAAAUAGCCUAGAAACGUGUACCAGGAGGACCCCCGUCUAAGAAGUCCUUCAGCCCCGAUCAUGUGUUUACACCCAUUUUAUUAUGUACCAACAAAAAGCUCUCUAAUGUGCUCCCUGUGAGUGUGUAUCAGUGUGUGUGUGUGUGAGUUAAGUCAGGUCAGUCUGUGUGUGUAAAUUCUGCACUGAGCUGCAGAGAAAGAUGGCGAUUGUUUUUAAUACACUGUACAUAGUGUUUCCAUUGAGUACAGUAGCUGUGCCUACAUGGUUUGAUGCCGUGUUUCACCCAGUUUUCAGGGUCUUAUCAAUCCCUUGGUUUAACAAGGGGGGGGGGGGGGGGGGGUGUAUGUGGAAAGGAUAUUUUUAUGCCUUUUAGAAUGUGUUUCACCACGUUUCUGUUUUAUUCUAUUUUUUUUGAAGGCUUCCGCGGCUCCACGUGUAAACUGUAAAUUAUGCGUCCCAUAGAGCUCAGUUGAGAAGAUGCCUCGGUACUUUAAUUAUUGUAAUUAUAAAGAGAUGUAGCCUUUAUUAAAAUGUUCUAUUUUUCAAAUGAG
This is a messenger RNA of Oryzias latipes (Japanese medaka), 4390 nucleotides long. RefSeq names its product axin-2. Gene Ontology annotation, molecular function: beta-catenin binding; ubiquitin protein ligase binding; I-SMAD binding. Gene Ontology annotation, biological process: regulation of centromeric sister chromatid cohesion; negative regulation of canonical Wnt signaling pathway; positive regulation of protein kinase activity. Gene Ontology annotation, cellular component: plasma membrane; beta-catenin destruction complex; nucleus. The record is from RefSeq and is a predicted model, not a curated record. Lineage: Eukaryota; Metazoa; Chordata; Actinopteri; Beloniformes; Adrianichthyidae.